CAUCUAAAUCUAUGAUAAUUUUUUUUGUGUGUGAGUGAACUUGCUCUUUAUAAAGUGCAGAGCUUCUGCAGUGAAAAAUAGUGGUUUAUUUUUAGAAAAUCUAUGGCUACGAAUUCAUUUCCUUAGCAACUUUCCAUCAAACAAACAGCCUGCUCUUCCUCCUUCCCAACCAAAACAAACUUAAACUGGCCUAUUAAUUUAGGCAGUUUUCCCAUGAAAAAUAGGUUCCCUGUCUCUGCCACAAGCAUUUGUAAUUUGCCAGGUCCCUGCAAAAAGUCUUCUUGCAUAAAACACUAAAGGACAUAUUUUAAAAAAUAACCAUAAUUUUGCAGUGUUAAGCUGGUGAUAUUUUUCCUCUGCAAUUGUUAUAUUUCAGUUUUACAGAGUAAAAACUUUUGUUUCUUGUGCUCUGUCAUGCAUGCUUGCUCAUUUUACUUGAUUGUCUCUGUGAAUUGCACAGCACAGUAAACUGGUAUGUGUAUUUACACUGAGCAAAGCUAUUCCACCAGGAGAGGCAAAGGAGACAAAAUUGGCAAGGAGCUUUAGGAUUCAGCACAAUGCAAACCAAAAAUAUUGCUGGUUAGAGUGAGUUUUUACACCUAAACUAAAUUUAAUGCUUCUCCAAAAUAUAGCUCUUUGUUGCACAGGAUAGUACCAGUUGUGCUAUAAUGUAAGUUUCUAAAGUUUAUGUGGCUUAACAUGAUCAAAUCCUGUACAAAUAGAGCAGUGAAAGAAGUUGCUAAGUAUCCUUAUGCAGGAAGCAAGUAUCAAGUUUGCUGAUAGUCAUGUUGACUGUAGCCAUGGACAGUUCAGCCUAAUCAUUUCAGCCAAGAGCUGACAACUCAGAAAUUAAAUCUUUGCUCUCUGUUUUAAAAGGAAGCAGGACUGACAAAACUUGUGACUAAUCUUCCCUUUUCCAUCUGUUUCCAUAUACCUGUUAGAAUAGAUAAUUGUUCUGGCUCCUAUUUUCCAAUAUGCUGAAAUCCACCAAACUGCCCUUGCUAUAACACAGUGUAUUACAUGUGUUCUGUUGACAUUGAUGACUCUAUUGCAAAAGUACAGUAGUGAAUAUAAACAGAUCUAUGUUAAUUUUAAGGUCUGCAGAAACACAUGACAAAGGAAUCAAUUCUGAAGAGGAAAAGGACAGAUAUUGUAAUGUCAGAAAUUUUAUUUCUGACAUUUGAAGGUGAUACUCUUUGGGUUUACUUUUUCAAAUUAAGCUAAUGCAAACGUCCUGUCUUUCUUUGUUUCAAAUGCAUCACCUUCCAGUGUCCCUUUCCCUCAAGAAUGACAACUCCAUAGCCAAAAGGACUUGUAAGCAUUGUGUAUUCAACAAAGUAGAGAACUGGGACCCAAAGUGUGAUUGCUGCCUCUUUAGGCAGUUUAAGACAAAGAGUUUCUGCUGUCUAGAUCCAAGAAGUUUUAAGCUUUAAGUGUGAAAUCAGUACAUUACUAAUAGGAUGAUACGAAUUUGAUUUCACCUGCUUUCAGCCAAGAGAGAAUAUUACAAUCUAGUCUGCCUAAAAAUAAGUCCUAACACUUUCCUCAGUAACUUCCCCUUCAUGUCUGUGGCUUCCAUCUAAACUGUAUCAUCUUGCUCAGAAAUGAAAAUCCCAGUUCAAAAACUGCUGUUGAGGAAUCUUUCAAAUCAUGUAUUCCAGCAGCCUCUUAGUUUCACUUAGGAAAUGUGUGUUAUUUUUUCUUUAGUCUGAAUAAAAUGAUACUGUUAUCUGUAUUGUCAUAGUUCUCUUAAAUAUCUGGGUUUUGAAAAUUGGAUGUACUUGUUUGAGUGGGAUAAAAAAACUCUCCAGAGCUGUGUCUGUUUCUGUAUUGAAAUUCUGCUAUAUAUUUUGGGGAGUUGAUUUAACAUCCCACCAAGUCAGCGAUUCCCAAGUUGGUUUUGUGUCUUUUGUCAGUGGGGAUAGUUACACACAGUCUUGAUUCUGUUUUUCUUAGACUCUGCUUUCAGACUUUUUUAUGAUGCAUUCCUUAUAGUAAUUUUCAAGUAGUAAAUGUAAUUUCUAUAGAAAAUCAGAAUAUCGCAGUUUGACAUAAAGUUAUUUAACUUCCAGGAGAAGUUUUUUUAAAAUGUUGCAUUUUCACAUUGUUUGAAAUUUACACAAGCUUUUCUUUGUUAGGUUGGAUGUGUGAGAGCUGCUUGUCUGCUCAAGCUCCUUCAUGCGUUUCCAGGGCAUUUCCACACAAAUACGCUUAAUCAGCUUUUAGAGGGAGUCUGUUCCGUAACGGGAAUUCCCAAGUGAGCUGCAACUUUUAGAUGAAAAGGAGGAGAAGCUUUUAAAAGGUUAGGUGUUUGAAUUAGGAAGAGAGGAUCUUAGGGGGAAUACUUUGUGAAAAGUUUCUGUCCUUUUUCCAUGCUGGUUUACAUCUCUGGUUUAGACUGAACAUUGUAUUGGAAGGAGAUUCAAUCAGCUGUGUACUCUCUCCCAGUAUCUCCAGGCUUUUGGGCCUGUGAAGUCCUCAGUAGCUCUUUUUUCUUGUAUGUACACAGGGAGAUGUUGGAUGGAUGGCAGUAAAAAUGAGUGUCUGAAUCAUGAGUUGUGAAAGAAAGCACACAGCUUGCUUUCUCCAUUUCCCUUUGUGUUAAUUUAGAUAAUAAUUUGCGUGUUUUGAUUUUUUAAGUUUUAUUUUUCUUCUGGAGUACCUGGAAAACACAGCAGGGGUUAGUGUGUUAAGAACCGAAGGAGUAAGUAAGAAAAGUGGUCUCUUUAACAGUAUUGGACGUUUGUUCCUGUUAUUUAGAUACUGCAGUUUUGUUUUAGGAAGAUGAGAGUGCUGGUUCUUGAAUACAUUUGUAAAUUGAGACAUUCAUCCAGCUUCUUUUCACGCUAGGUGUCAGUGUUAACAUACCUGUUCUGUAAUCUCAGGUGUAGUCAUUCCAUUGUCCUUGUGGAUACACCUGUAUUUAGUUCUCAGUUACAACUUGUGGUCAAAAUGUCAAGACAGUGAUGGUAAAUAGUGAUUUGUAUGUUGACCCUUAAUGGUCUGUAAGUAUUUAUCUUGUGAAAAUCCUUAUCUUUUUACCCUCAAUUGCACCAAGUAAACCUAGAAGAACCAGCUUGGUCCUUGUUAAAAUGUCCGCUACAAUCUUUUCAAUAGCCAGAUUUCUAUUUCAUCCAAGUUUUGACUAAGAUAGCCUUGAAAACCUGAAAGAUAGUAGAUGGAUGGUAACUGCAUUAUUCAAAAUUAAAUCCACUGGGAUCAUCCUAGUUGGGCUUUCAUCCUCUGAAACUGUAAAUAAUUAGCUGACUAGAAGUAAUUCAUACGGUGUCUCAUAAGGUCAUCCGUUAAUGUGUUACUUGAGCUAUUGUGAGAUUAUGCAAAGGCAUGUGGCUAUUUGCCCUGUUUCUUUUGGUUUACAAAAGUUUUUUUUAAAUUGCCUGUGUUUCAUCUGAGGCUUUGUAAUGCUGACCAUAAUGUAAAUAUCCUGGUGGUUGAUAGUGAUCUCAGGUAUCAGGAGGAAGGGUCACUUCUCUACCUGCAGCUGUAACAGUAACCACAGCCCAUCUUCUUGGAUAAAAAGCCUCAGUGAAGAAAGCUGCACAUAUGCAGAAGUUGUGGCUGCUGUUGAUGUGAACACUCUUGCCAAUGAUGUUUAUAAGCAUAACUUUCCCAGCACACCAUUGUGGGCAAAGACUAUUGAGGGCAUAACACUGAAAGAAUUUGACAGAUUAUCUUUUGAUAUGAUUUUGAUGAGUCCUCCCUGUCAGCCAUUUACAAGAAUUGGCCUGCAAGGUGAUGUGUCCGAUCCACGGACAAAGAGCUUUCUUUAUAUCCUUGAUAUUCUCCCAAGGCUUCAAAAGCUUCCAAAAUACCUACUUUUAGAAAACGUUAAAGGAUUUGAAUCCUCUUCUGCCAGAAAUGAACUUUUGCAAACACUAGGAACAUGUGGAUUUAAAUAUCAGGAAUUUCUCUUGUCUCCAACCUGUCUUGGCAUUCCCAAUUCUAGGCUGCGGUAUUUUCUAAUUGCGAGGCUUCACCAAGAACCAUUUUCCUUUCAAGCUCCUGGUCAAAUAUUGACAAGAUUCCCAGAUCAGGAUCCAGAAGAUUUACUCAAUGAAGAGGUUGCUGACACAGUGGGUGAAACCAGUUCUUCUUCUUUGUCCUCUGAAAAGAAGAAUCUGCAUCCAAACAUUGAUCCAGAUUGUAGCAGCAAGGAGAGUUUACCAAAAAGGGCCUUUCUAUUUAAGCUUGAAACAGUAGAAGAAAUGCAAAGGAAACAUAAUCAGGAUAACGAUUCUUCUAUUCAAAUGCUGAAAGACUUCUUGGAAGAGGAAAAUGAAGAAAUGACUCAGUAUUUUUUAUCACCAAAGUCCUUGCUGCGCUAUGCUUUCUUGUUAGACAUUGUUAAACCCACCUGCCGAAGAUCUACGUGCUUUACAAAAGGGUAUGGACAUUAUGUAGAAGGGACUGGCUCAGUUCUGCAGACAGCAGUUGAUGUACAGCUUGAAUCAGUGUUUAAACACAUUGACGAGUUACCAGAAGAAGAGAAGCUUAUGAAAUUGUCAACACUAAAACUGAGGUACUUUUCCCCAAGAGAAAUAGCAAAUCUUCAUGGAUUCCCUUCAGAAUUUGGUUUUCCUGAAAAGGUAACAGUAAAGCAAUGCUAUCGUCUUCUGGGAAACAGCCUCAAUGUACACGUGGUGGCAAAAUUGAUCUCAUUUCUACUUGAAUGAUUUAGAACCUGAAACUGAUGCAUAUGGACUGGUGACAGAAAAUACUUUAAUCUUUUAGGAGAAAGCUGAUGGAACUUGGACGAAAAACAGAGCUUACCAAGAUAUCUGUCCAGACAUUAUGCUGAACAGUUUUGAUAUAUUUUUAGUAACUUGCAUUCACGAUGGAUUUAAACUGUAUAGGUGUUUUAUUUAAAUGUCAGUUUACAGGACUUAUUUGCUUUAUUUAAAUAUUCUUUUUAGUUUGCUGAAUGGAAAUAGCAGCAUAUGCAAAUGCUUCAAUGAGAAAGGAUAAGAUUAUUUUAUUUUUUUAUCUUAAAACCACUUUCUUAGUACUGUGUGAAACUGUGUCAAAACUAUUUUAAUUAGGUGCAGAGACCAAGUUCUAUGUGUAAAAUGUCUUCAUCUUUAAGUGUAAAUGAUCCAUUCUGAAAAGAUUUACUGUAUAUAUAUGAAAUUUUAAUGUGAUUUUUGUAGCUCAUGAAACUAUUAAAUUCAGUAUUUUAUAUACAA
Messenger RNA from Cyanistes caeruleus (blue tit), 5204 nucleotides. RefSeq names its product tRNA aspartic acid methyltransferase 1 (gene TRDMT1). NCBI's taxonomy places the organism in Eukaryota, Metazoa, Chordata, Aves, Passeriformes, Paridae. Gene Ontology annotation, cellular component: nucleus. The record is from RefSeq and is a predicted model, not a curated record. Gene Ontology annotation, molecular function: methyltransferase activity.